This is a messenger RNA of Glossina fuscipes, 700 nucleotides long. Its product is annotated as lectizyme-like. Lineage: Eukaryota; Metazoa; Arthropoda; Insecta; Diptera; Glossinidae. Gene Ontology annotation, molecular function: serine-type endopeptidase activity. The transcript has a single exon. The annotation marks the transcript as partial. Gene Ontology annotation, biological process: proteolysis. The record is from RefSeq and is a predicted model, not a curated record.
GACGUUCAAAUCCGCAAGGUUACCAGCAAGAGACAGCAAUUUGUUCAUGAAGGAUACGGUGGUAAUGUUGGUCCCAACGAUAUUGGUCUCAUCUACGUGGAUAAACCUUUUAAGUUAAAUGCUUUGACUCGUGAUGGAACAGCUGCAGUGGCCAAAGUGGAUUUACCAUCCGGCAAAUUCGAAUCAACUGGUAAGGGUAAGCUGUAUGGCUGGGGACGCGAUAACUCAGGAUUUUUACCCAACAUUCUGAACACUUUGGACGUAGACAUUAUUGGAUACGAAGAAUGUAAAAACGCUUUACCUUCCGAUGCUCCUAUAGAUCCUGUCAAUAUCUGUUCCUACACACCUGACGCUAUUGAUGGUGCUUGCAAUGGCGAUUCCGGUGGUCCAUUAGUGCGCGUCACUCCCGACGGUACCGAGCUAGUUGGCAUUGUAUCUUGGGGUUACGUACCCUGUACUGCGUCAGCACUGCCAUCUGUUUAUACUUGGACUUCUGCUUUCGACAAAUGGGUUGAAGAAACCACCAAUAACUAUGGCACGCCUAGUCAACUCGUUUAAAUUAUUUUGCCGUAAAUGAACAAAAUGAAAAAUUUUUAGUUAAAAAACAAAACAGAUUUGCGUAGUAGGAUUGAUCUUGAGUACUUUUCACCUAAAAGAAAUGUAUAAUAUAUCAAGCAAAUAAACUUUGACAUCAAUAAAU